Molecule: messenger RNA, 780 nt
Organism: Mercenaria mercenaria
Lineage: Eukaryota; Metazoa; Mollusca; Bivalvia; Venerida; Veneridae
Product: C-type mannose receptor 2-like
Exons: 8
Coding region: 1-780 (259 amino acids)
Molecular function (GO): signaling receptor activity
Source: RefSeq, a predicted model, not a curated record
AUGCCGUGCCAUUGUGAUGAUGGCUGGGAAAAGUUUGGAGGAAGUUGCUAUUUGUUUAAUAUCAACCCCUUGUCAUGGGAACAGGCAAAGACAACCUGUACAGAUUUGGGAUCAAAUUUACUCAAAGUUGAAGAUGCCGCUGAAAAUGAAUUUGCAAAGGCAAAGUGUGCAGAAUAUGGUGCAUAUUACUACUGGAUUGGUGCCCGGUACUACGCUCAGUACGGAGAGUACAGAUGGUAUGAUGGUACCGCUAUAAUUUACAAUGACUGGAGCCAAGGACAGCCUGACACUAUCAACGGAUGUGUAGAUCUUUUAGACCAUUUUGACUGGAAAUGGAAUGACCAUUCGGACUGUUUUACAACAUAUGGUGGCAGUAUUUGUGAGAAAGAGUGUGAUGUUGGCUGGGGGAAAUUUGACGGACGCUGCUACAAGUUCAAUACCAACCUGUUGUCAUGGGAGCAGGCAAAAGUAACUUGCACAGAUUUGGGAGCUAACUUACUCAAAGUUGAAGAUGCGACAGAAAAUGAUUUUGCAAGAGCGAAAUGUGCUGAAUAUGGUGCAACUCAUUACUGGAUAGGUGCCCGGUACUACGCCCAGUUUGGAGAGUACAGAUGGUACGAUGGCACUACUAUCAGUUACAACGACUGGUACCCAGGAGAGCCAGACAUUAUCAGCGGAUGUGUGGAUAUGUUAGACAUCUAUAAUUGGCACUGGAACGACCAUCCGGACUGUUCUACUUCCUAUGGCGGCAGUAUUUGCGAGAAAGGGCUAUUUGAUUAG